This is a messenger RNA of Phyllostomus discolor (pale spear-nosed bat), 3194 nucleotides long. It is a transcript of the gene HIPK4, whose product is annotated as homeodomain interacting protein kinase 4. Gene Ontology annotation, cellular component: cytoplasm; nucleus. The transcript has 4 exons. Bases 1 to 1842 code for a protein of 613 amino acids. Lineage: Eukaryota; Metazoa; Chordata; Mammalia; Chiroptera; Phyllostomidae. Gene Ontology annotation, molecular function: ATP binding; protein tyrosine kinase activity; protein serine/threonine kinase activity. Gene Ontology annotation, biological process: peptidyl-serine phosphorylation; peptidyl-threonine phosphorylation. The record is from RefSeq and is a predicted model, not a curated record.
AUGGCCACCAUCCAGUCGGAGACGGACUGCUACGACAUCAUCGAGGUGCUGGGCAAGGGCACCUUCGGGGAGGUGGCAAAGGGCUGGCGGCGCAGCACGGGCGAGAUGGUGGCCAUCAAGGUCCUGAAGAACGACGCCUACCGCAGCCGCAUCAUCAAGAACGAGCUGAAGCUGCUGCACUGCAUGCGGGGCCUGGACCCCGAGGAGGCACACGUCAUCCGCUUCCUGGAGUUCUUCCAUGACGCCCUCAAGUUCUACCUGGUUUUCGAGCUGCUGGAGCAAAAUCUUUUCGAAUUCCAGAAGGAGAACAACUUCGCACCCCUCCCCGCCCGCCACAUCCGCACCGUCACGCUGCAGGUGCUCAGGGCGCUGGCCCGCCUCAAGGAGCUGGCCAUCAUCCACGCCGACCUCAAGCCCGAGAACAUCAUGCUGGUGGACCAGGCCCGCUGCCCCUUCAGGGUCAAGGUUAUUGACUUUGGCUCGGCUAGCAUUUUCAGCGAGGUGCGCUACGUGAAGGAGCCGUACAUCCAGUCGCGCUUCUACAGGGCUCCCGAGAUUCUGCUGGGGCUGCCCUUCUGCGAGAAGGUGGAUGUGUGGUCACUGGGCUGUGUCAUGGCCGAACUGCACCUGGGCUGGCCGCUCUAUCCAGGCAACAAUGAGUACGACCAGGUGCGCUACAUCUGUGAGACCCAGGGCUUGCCCAAGCCCCACCUGCUGCACGCCGCCCGCAAGGCCCACCACUUCUUCAAGCGUAACCCCCACCCUGAGGCCACCAACCCCUGGCAGCUCAAGUCCUCAGCUGACUACCUGGCUGAGACCAAGGUGCACCCACUGGAGCGCCGCAAGUACAUGCUCAAGUCACUGGACCAGAUUGAGACGGUGAAUGGCGGUGGGGCAGCUGGGCGGCUGACCUUCCCGGACCGGGAGGCCCUGGCUGAGCAUGCUGACCUCAAGAGCAUGGUGGAGUUGAUCAAGCGCAUGCUGACCUGGGAGUCGCAUGAACGCAUCAGCCCCAGCGCCGCCCUACGCCACCCCUUUGUGUCCAUGCAGCAACUGCGCAGCGCCCACGAGACCACCCGCUACUACCAGCUGUCUCUGCGCAGCUGCCGCCUCUCCCUGCAGGUGGAGGGCAAGCCCCCCACACCCAUGGUGGCCACUUCAGAAGAUGGGCCCCCCUACUACCGUCUGGUCGAGGAAGAGGAGGCCAUGGGCCUGGCCAGCGUGGCGGGCAGUGGGCCUUUCUGCCGUGAGGAGAAGGCACCGGGCAUGCAGAAGGCCAUUGACCAGCUGGACGACCUGAGUCUGCAGGAGGCGGGCUGUGGGCUAUGGGAUGAGAACCCCAACAUGCUGGCCCCACUCAAGGCAGCCGUCGCUGGCCUCCAGGUGCCCGACUCGGGCCCUGAGCCCAUCCUGGCCUUCUAUGGCAGCCGCCUGGCUGGCCGCCACAAGGCCCGGAAGCCAACUGCAGGGUCCAAGUCUGACUCCCACUUCAGCAACCUCAUCAGGCUGAGCCAGGCCUCGCCCGAGGACGACGGGCCCUGCCGGGGCAGUGGCUGCGGCUGGGCAGAAGGAGAGCACCGCGGCGCCUCUGCCAAGCCUCCCACCAUCCCACAGCGGGAUGGGGAUGGGCCAGACAUCAAGGACAUGACCAUGGAUGCUGAGAAGCCUGGCCCCGAGCUCUUCGACCCCAGCAGCUGUUCUGGGGAAUGGCUGAGUGAGCCAGACUGGGCCCUGGAGGGCAUCAGGGGCCCACGGGCUCCGGGUCUCCGCUCCCGCCAUGCCCACCCACAUGGUCCGCUCCGGGCGGCCAGCUUUCUGCAGCAUGUUGGCGGGCAGCAUUGAUGGCGACCCCACCUCUACCCAUCACUGGUGGCUGAGCUAGCUGGGCUGGCAUUCCCUCCUCAGAGCCACACCCUGAACCCAGAUUUCUUACAGAAAGAUAGUUAUCCAGCAAUCCCCAUCCCUGCCCACAGUGCAAGCCUGCACAUGCACCCGGGCCACAGGAGGGCCUUGGCUUCUGGUCUGUGGCCACCUUGGUCAGAGGGACACAGAGAGGUGGCUGCACCCUGUUGGCCACAUUUUUGGCUCUGUUGUCUCUGCCUGUUUCAAUAAAGAACUGUUCACAGCCCUGCCUGGUGCCUGUCCUCCCUGCCUGAGGGGAGGCCUGCUCUGGGCCGGGCGGGGCUCAAGCCGGUGCCCAGACCCUGCUCCCUGAUGCUGCACGCAGUCGGCCACUGGCUCAGGCUGGUGGCUGGGCUGCCCCGGUGCUGGGAGGGAGGAACAGGCUUAGUUUGGCACACUGACCACCCCCUAAAUAUGCUAAGUGCUCGGUGCAUGACAGCCCACCCUCAGACAUUCUGUGUCCAGGAGGUACCAAUCUAAGCUUGCCAGAUGUCAAGGUCUCAUUGUUUGCCUGUUCUCAUCGCACACUGCAGACUUGCCUUAAGCUCAUCCAUGCUUGGGACAUGCUAAAUGUAAAUGCACUUGGCAGGAGCAAAUUCCUGCUUGGGGCACACCCCAGUGUUCAGACAUGAGUCCACCCUUGGGAUAUGGCAAUGUUUGAGUGUGUGCUCAUCCAUUGGAGCUGAGCGUGCUUGAGCGUGCUGCACACACGACCCCAUGCUGGCUACAGGAGGCACAACACAGGCCAGCCACGUGGCCACGCACUGCAUGCUCAGCACAUGCCAGCUCAUGUACACUGCACUCUGAGGGCUCAGGAUAUGCCAUCCCAUACCAGCUACACAUGCCAGCUGGUGUAGUUACAUGCUAAGGGCUCAGCACAUGCUAAACCAGUGGGCCACAUGCUGCAUGCUCAUCAGCCAUAGGUCACCUCCUGAGGGCUCAGUAUAUGCCAGUCACAUGUUAUAUGCUUGGCACACACCAAACACAUGCUAAGAGAUCUAUGUACACACUCAUGUCUCCAUUGGAGCCCCAUGCUGGCUGUCCCCAACUCCGACACCCCACCUCACACCACUCAGUCAGGCAGAGGCUGUACAGACAAGUCAUUUACUUCUUGUUAUAACCUUGGGCCCUCUUUGCCCUGGGAAGGGGGUGGGCCAGGGGGUCAGGCCCAGCAUGCACCCCCACUUCUUCUGGGGCUGAUUCCUUCCGAGCUCGGCUGGGACCUGGGGCCACAGCAUCAGGCUGGCAGGGGCAGAGGUAGAGGUGGGACAGCAAGGGGGCCCGUGGAGCCA